GCCAUUUGUUAUCAUCGGCCCAACGAACAACUCACAAGGCAGACUCGCGCUGCCCCUGCGCUGCCCCUUUGUCUCGUACACCAUCGAGAGGGUGCAUAGCAGGUGACUUGAAACAAGGCCAAGAUGCUCACCUUCUACUUCCUCGCUGUCGGCAUCUUAUACAUCAUCUAUGAGCGGCUCGUACUGUCCCCUCUCAACAAGCUCCCGGGACCCUCGCUCGCUGGAGCGACGCGACUAGUGCUCAUGUAUCAUGAGUUCACGCGCACCAGGAAGCAAUGGAUCCACGAGCUUCACCUUCGGUAUGGUCCCGUCGUGCGGAUUGCCCCAGACGAGGUGUCCUUCGCGAGCUGGGAUGCAGUGAAGGAGGUAUACGCCUCCGAAGGCAGCGGAUACGAGAAGACUGGAUUUUACAAGCUGUUUGAUAAUUAUAGCACAAUGUGCAUGUUCUCCGCCAUAACGAAGGGUCCCCAUGGAGAACGCAAGAAGAUUUUCUCCGACAGAUACGCCAAAUCGUACAUCAUGCAGCCAGAGACUGUGAGCGGGAUUGAAGACCGUGCUGGAGAAUUUGUCAUCGCAUGCACGGAGAACCUCGGCAAAGCUGUCGAUGUUUAUGUCUUCCUGCAUUGCUAUGCACUCGACUGUAUCACGUAUCACCUGUUUGACCCGCUGGGGACGCACACACUGACUGACGCAGCGGACCGAGUGAAAAUGAAGGAAAUCGCGUACCAAGACAACCUCACAGAUUCAUACAAGGAAUACUACCUCACAGACCUGAUCCCCAAAGAGGUCGAGGCCUUGAUUUCCAAGUACCUACGGCGUCCUCCCCGACCCCGGCGCAUCGCGACGCAGGUGAUGAACACUGCUCGGCGGAGUGACGUUGCGAACCACACCGUGCUCUCCAAGCUCCUCGAAGCAAACCUGCCUACGAAGUCGAUCGCCUCCGAGAUGCUGGACCACGCCAUCGCGGGGCACGACACGACGGGCGACGGGCUUUGCUUCCUCAUGCACGAGCUCUCCCUCCCACGUUCGUCGGCGAUCCAAGAGAAGCUACACUGCGAGCUCGCGGAGAACCCGAGUGCGCCCAUAGACGAUCUGCCGUACCUCGACGCGGUGGUGAAAGAGGGUUUGCGGCUGUUUUCGCCCAUCCCGAUGAGCCUCCCGCGCAGGGUGCCGACGGGCGGGCGGCGCAUUGGCGAUGCAUACGUGCCGGGGAACACCAUCGUGAGCUGCCAGGCGUAUACGCUGCAUCGUCUUGACGAGAGGGUGUUCCCGGACCCUGACACGUUUAUGCCCGAGCGGUGGUUAGAAUCUGAGGGCGUCACAGAGCGGAACCAGCUGUUCUUCGCGUUCAGUACGGGCGGGAGGGGAUGCAUCGGGAAGCACCUUGCUUUGCUGGAGAUGAAGAUGUUGUUGAGAGAGGUGUACUCGAGCUAUCGUACUCAAGUUGCACCGGAGAUGUCGGCAUCCAUGGAGCAGGAUGACCAGAUCAUCGCGUCGCGGCCGAAGGGACAACAGUGCCUACUGAUAUUCGAGAAGAUAGCUUGAGGACUUUGACAUGCGUACAAAUGUCACGCGUCUGUUGUAGUUUCCAUAGACUACCUGUGCUGCAACGGAUGUCCUGUGGAGACAUCACCAGCACCUUCGGCCUGGGGACGCUAUGCCGUCAUCCGACACCGACUUCAGACCUUGGCAAGCUCGCAAACAGACGUGAGUUGCACUGCGAGAACGCAUUGAUUUGUGGACUUGCCAUGGUGCAUCGGAG
Messenger RNA from Rhodofomes roseus, 1762 nucleotides. Its product is annotated as cytochrome P450. Bases 124 to 1545 code for a protein of 473 amino acids. The record is from RefSeq and is a predicted model, not a curated record. NCBI's taxonomy places the organism in Eukaryota, Fungi, Basidiomycota, Agaricomycetes, Polyporales, Fomitopsidaceae. Gene Ontology annotation, molecular function: heme binding; iron ion binding; oxidoreductase activity, acting on paired donors, with incorporation or reduction of molecular oxygen. The transcript is spliced from 6 exons.